Messenger RNA from Cyanidioschyzon merolae strain 10D, 513 nucleotides. Its product is annotated as probable ubiquitin-conjugating enzyme E2. The transcript has a single exon. The coding region runs from base 1 to 513 and encodes 170 amino acids. The record is from RefSeq and is a predicted model, not a curated record. NCBI's taxonomy places the organism in Eukaryota, Rhodophyta, Bangiophyceae, Cyanidiales, Cyanidiaceae. Gene Ontology annotation, molecular function: ubiquitin conjugating enzyme activity. Gene Ontology annotation, biological process: proteasome-mediated ubiquitin-dependent protein catabolic process; protein polyubiquitination.
AUGAGCGCGAACUCUUCGCGUGCGGCGCUGCUUCUCACCCGUCAACUUCGGGACUUGAAUAAGAGCUCCGUGGACGGUUUCAGCGCGGGACUCGUUUCGGAGGACGAUCCCUUCCGUUGGGCUGUUACGGUGCUGGGCCCUCCAGACACGCCCUUCGAGGGGGGCCUGUUUCGAGCGGAGCUUACGUUUCCACCGGAGUACCCUAUGUUGCCGCCAAGAAUGAGGUUUUUGCCGCCAAUACCCUGGCAUCCGAACGUUUACCGAAACGGCGAAGUUUGCAUCAGCAUUCUGCAUCCUCCGGGUGACGACCCACACGGGUAUGAAAUGGCCGGCGAACGUUGGUCACCUGUUCAUACUGUUGAGUCGAUUCUACUAUCUGUGAUCAGCAUGCUCGCGUCCCCGAAUGACGAAUCACCCGCGAAUAUAGAUGCUGCUAAGGAGUGGCGCGAACAACCCGAUGCGUACCGACGGCGGGUUCGAAGCCUUGUUCGCCAGACGUUGGAAGAGUCGUGA